AUGGAUUCGCGCCGCGCCUCUAUCCAGCAACAUGCUGUGCGCUCUGGCUAUGACACAAAGGCGCUGCCGAAGCGCCUGUCCAUGAUAAGCGUCCUCGGCUUAUCUUUUGCGAUUAUGGCAGUUCCCUAUGGUCUCUCAACGACUUUUUAUGUCACGCUGCCGAACGGACAGUGUGUCUCGAUCAUCUGGGGCUGGAUCCUGGUGUCUCUCAUCUCGCUGUGUAUCGCCGCCUCCCUUGCAGAGAUCUGUGCGGUGUAUCCGACGGCUGGUGGCGUCUAUCACUGGUCCGCGAUCCUUUGCACGCCUAAAUAUGCCGCCGUGGUCAGCUUCGUCGAUGGGUGGUUGACACUAGUCGGGAACUGGACCGUCACAUUGUCGAUCAACUUCGGUGGAGCACAACUCAUCCUGAGUGGUCUCACGAUCUACGAUGAAAGCUUCAUCGCGACGCCAUGGCAGACUGUGCUGAUGUUCUGGGCCGUGACUCUGCUGUGCGUGUUGGUCAACAUCUUUGGCGUCAGGUGGCUGGACUUCAUCAACCAAGCAUGUAUUUGGUGGACGGGGGCAUCCAUGGUUAUCAUCCUUAUUACGUUGUCUGCCACCGCCGAUGUUGGAAGACACUCUGCCGACUAUGUCUUCACGCAUUACGAUGCAUCCGCAUCUGGAUGGGGUGACGGCUGGUCAUUCUUCGUUGGUUUGCUUCAACCGGCCUAUGUUUUGACUGGCUAUGGCAUGGUUGCAUCCAUGUGUGAAGAGGUGCAGCAUCCGGAGCGCGAGGUCCCCAAGGCAAUGGUACUUAGCGUGGCAGCUGCUGGACUGACUGGCAUCGUCUACAUCCUCCCGAUUCUCUUCACCCUUCCAGACGUCGAGUAUCUGCUCGGCUUUUCCCAACCGAUCGGUCUACUCUUCAAAGAGCUCGAGCUUCAAGUCAACGCGAUCAUCCUAUCUGCCCUAGUGAAUUGCGCCCUAGCGUGUAUCUACUUUGGAUCCUCGGCAGCUUUCAACUCCUUCACAGGCGUCGCCACUAUUUGCCUGUCUGCCAGCUACUGCGUCCCGAUCCUGGUCAGUCUCAUCCGCAAGCGCGAACUGGUCAAGUCGUCGUCUUACUCUCUCGGCAAAUUCGGGCCAUUCAUCAAUGGCGUGACGAUUGUUUGGAUAUUCUUCGCCAUUGUGAUCUUCUGUAUGCCAGUAGCGAUUCCUGUCACACCCUCGACGAUGAAUUACGCCAGCGUUGUCUUCGUCUUCUUCGCUGUGGUGGCUGCAAUCUGGUACAUCGUCUAUGGAAGGACUCACUUCAAAGGACCUGGAAGUAUGGAUCUUGAAGGGGAAGCGCCCAUUACUGGCACUCCGGCUGGUGAUGGUAAUGGCAUUGUCGAGAAGGGAAAUGGACAUAACUCGAAUGGCACGGAUAGCUCCGAGGGUAUCUCAAAGACUGUCUAG
This is a messenger RNA of Cyphellophora attinorum, 1437 nucleotides long. RefSeq names its product Amino-acid permease BAT1. NCBI's taxonomy places the organism in Eukaryota, Fungi, Ascomycota, Eurotiomycetes, Chaetothyriales, Cyphellophoraceae. The transcript is spliced from 3 exons. The record is from RefSeq and is a predicted model, not a curated record. Gene Ontology annotation, cellular component: membrane. Gene Ontology annotation, molecular function: transmembrane transporter activity. Gene Ontology annotation, biological process: transmembrane transport. The coding region runs from base 1 to 1437 and encodes 478 amino acids.